UCGAGACUCAGUUGGCGAUUCAGUUGGUUCAAAAGUCAGUUUUGUCGGUGCUCAGGUGGCUCGUGCUGUCGCGUCCGCGUUUCGCUGUCCGGACCAUGUGCUUCUGAGUUGGACCGUGUCCGUGCCUGGACGAAGAUAUUAUAUCUAGACACUCGGUGGAUUACCCCCAGACCCUCGCAUUGUGCACCUCAACGGUUUUUUAGAUGACAAUGUCGGAGUUCGAGAGGAUCCGACGCGCUUGUGUGAAACGCGGCGAGUUGUGGGAGGACCCUGACUUUCCGGCCACCCAGUCCUCCGUCUUCUACCACCAAACGCCACCCUUCCAGUUCGUCUGGAAGAGACCACACGAACUGUGCAGCCGACCGCUGUUCGUCCACGAUGCCCCCUCCCAGUUUGACAUCAUUCCUGGCAAAAUGGGCGACAAGUGGCUGGUGGCGUGCCUGGGCGUGCUGUACCUGAGCAAAGGUCUGUUCUACCGCGUGGUGCCGGCCGACCAAGGCUUCGACCAGCACGGGGGCGUGUUCCGCUUCCGACUUUGGUGGUGCGGCGAGUGGACCGAGGUGCUGGUCGACGACCGGCUGCCCACCGUCCACGGAAGACUCGCAUUCCUGCAGGCCUCCCUCACCGACCAGUUUUGGCCAGGACUCCUCGAAAAGGCCUACGCCAAGUUGCAUGGUUCGUACGAGGCCCUGAAGUACGGCUCUCUGCUGGACGGGCUGGCCGACCUGACGGGCGGAAUCACCGAGAGCGUGGCCAUCAGACACGACCCGACCACCUGCGGCCGCCUGCUGACCACCCUUCUGGAGAUGACCUCCAUAGUCACCUGUACAGUACACCCAGCCUCGCCAAUUAACGGCACCCAGUCACCGCAGAUCAGACAACUCGAGAAACUGGCCAACGGCAUCCAAAUCGGGACCAACUAUCGCCUCUACGCCUUGGACAGGGUGGAGACAUUCAAUGGGGAAAACGUGCAGCUGGUGAGACUGAGAAACCCGACUGGCGUGGGCAGCGAGUACGUCGGCGCGUGGAGCAGGGACUCGGCCGAGUGGGACGAGGUGCCCAUGGACGAGCGGGAAAGACUGUCCAGCCUCGGCGACGGAGAAUUCUGGAUAUCGUAUUCGGACUUUGUGAAAACGUUCUCGCACCUGGAGGUGGUGCACUUGGACAGCGACACGAGCAGAGACGAGCCGUCGCUGCACCACCGCAGCACUUGGCAGAUGAAAUUGUACCAGGGCACGUGGCAACGAGGCGUCAGCGCCGGGGGAUGCAGAAAUAAUACAGACACUUUCCACAUCAACCCUCAACUGCAGCUCAUCCUGAGUGACAUGCAGGAAGUGGUCGUCUCCCUUAACCAACACAGCGUCAUGGAGCCAAAGGUAAUUGGCUUUACCGCGUAUCCCCUGCCCAAGAACUCGACAGAAACGAUAAACAGGAGUUUCUUCAAGAAGAACAAAUCACUCAUCAACUCACAGUACACAAACAGCAGACAGGUGAGUCACCGGUGUCAGCUGGAGCAGGGCAGCUACCUGAUCGUGCCGACGACCUUUGAGCCCGGCCAGGAGUCCAACUUCACCCUCAGGGUGUACUCCAGCAAGCCCCUCAAGCUCAAAAUCAUGGACACGACGCCGCAAUUAGUCAAAUCGCCAAUCCUGAAGGCGCCGCCGACGCUGGACGGCAAGAGUUUUAGUCAGUACGAAGCCGUGUUCCUGCAGCUCGCCGACGAGCACAGGACGGUGAACGCGUUCGAGCUGCAGGAACUGCUUGACGCCUGCCUCCCAAACGAUUAUAUAAAAAGCUGUGCGUCCAUGGAGGUCUGCAGACAAGUUGUCCUGGCGCUAGACAAUUCAGGAUCAGGCCGGCUAAAGUUUUCCGACUUCAAGGACCUGAUGUGCAGCUUGAAAUCCUGGCAGGCGGCAUUCAAGAGCCACACGAAAGAAAAAACGGGAAUCUUAAAGGCUGAAAGACUACGAGAUGCUCUCAACGAUGUCGGCUUCCAAAUGAACGCUGAUGCCCUGUCUAUUUUAAUCCUGCGUUAUAUGAGGAAAGACGGCACCCUGAGAUUCGGCGACUUUGUCUCAGCAAUUUUGCACCUGAGUGUUGCCUUCAAUAUUUUUGACUCUAAGGAUCCUCUGCAAAACGGCAGCAUUAAACUUACUCUCUCUGAGUGGCUCAAGACAUCCCUGACUUGCUGAUAAAGGUCAAACCCUAGAAUUACGUCCUACAACUUGUAUUAUAUGUAAUUUUGCAGAAUUUCGACGACGCAUCCCCUUUGUUAUGUUGAAACUCAAGUGAUAUCCAAUAUUUCCUUUUGGAAUGUAAAUACGAUAGGCAGUGACACGUUUUAAGGAAAACGGCUGUAACAUGACACACACGUUAAAUAUAGAAAUAAAUAUAAAUUCUGUGUACAUAUUAAAUAAAAUAUUUUGGGUAUAUCAUACAA
Cloeon dipterum is the source of this 2440-nucleotide messenger RNA. It is a transcript of the gene CalpC, whose product is annotated as calpain-C. The transcript is spliced from 17 exons. Gene Ontology annotation, cellular component: cytoplasm. Gene Ontology annotation, molecular function: calcium-dependent cysteine-type endopeptidase activity; calcium ion binding. Lineage: Eukaryota; Metazoa; Arthropoda; Insecta; Ephemeroptera; Baetidae. The record is from RefSeq and is a predicted model, not a curated record. Gene Ontology annotation, biological process: proteolysis. The coding region runs from base 204 to 2192 and encodes 662 amino acids.